CGGCUGGCCGACGUGCCGGAGCUCGCAGGCCAGCUGGGACACGGUGUACAUGGUCGUCGAGGAGGCGUGCCGCACGAAGCCGCACGAGAUCGACGUCAGCUACAUGCACCUGACGUGCUGCCCGAGCCGCAUCGGCUUCAUCGGCGUGCAGCUCGCCUCGCUCAACAUGUCGAACAACCGGCUGCCGGACAUCCCCGAGGAGAUCGGCUGCCUGCGCGGCCUGCAGGAGCUGUUCCUGCAGUACAACUGUCUGACGUCGCUGCCGAAGGGCAUCGGCCGGCUCGAGCAGCUCUACGAGCUCGACCUGAAGAACAACAUGCUGCGCUCGCUGCCGGACGCGAUCGGCGACCUGCGCGCGCUCGCCGUGCUCAACGUGACGAACAACGCGCUCGAGAGCCUGCCGGCGAGCAUCGGCCGGCUGACCGCGCUGCGCGAGGUCAGCGCGCACUCGAACUGCCUCGAGCGCCUCCCCGUCGAGAUCUGCGAGCUCAGCAACGUGACGACGCUGUACCUCGGCGAGAACCCGCUGCGCGCGCUGCCGGAGCGCAUCAGCGCGCUGCGCCGCCUGCAGGAGCUCGACGUGUCCGACUGCGCGCUGACGCGGCUGCCCGACGCGCUCGCGCAGUGCGGGUCCCUCAUUCGGCUCUGGCUGUCGAACAAUCGGCUGCGCGAGCUGCCGGCGCAGAUCGGCCGGCUGCAGCAGCUGAAGGAGCUGCACGUGCGCAACAACGCGCUGCGCUACUUCCCGGCGUCGCUCAGGAUGCUGCGGCUCUACACGUUCACGGCCGUCAACAACCCGCUCGUCGAGGAGGGCGAGAGCGAUGCGAUCGCGGCGCUGCAGCGGCGGCCCGCGUCGCGCGUGCCGCCGCUGCUCGAGUCGUGCUGCCGCGGCGUGGUGGCGCACGGCGUCGCGUGGGAGGCGGCGGGGCUGCCGCGCGACCUGCACAACAUGCUGCGCGCGCCGCGACAGUGCUGCAACUGCGGCGGACCCUUCUUCACGUACUGCCAGUCGAGCCUCGUGUUCGACAGCAUUGGGAUGUUCUUCCGCGUUCCGAUAUAUCAGAACAUCUGUUCGCCGUUCAGGAAGAACAAAUGUCGGCCAAUGGUGUUUCAGUAA
This is a messenger RNA of Priapulus caudatus, 1117 nucleotides long. Its product is annotated as plant intracellular Ras-group-related LRR protein 5-like. The record is from RefSeq and is a predicted model, not a curated record. The transcript has a single exon. Lineage: Eukaryota; Metazoa; Priapulida; Priapulimorpha; Priapulimorphida; Priapulidae. Gene Ontology annotation, molecular function: protein binding. The coding region runs from base 50 to 1117 and encodes 355 amino acids.